Messenger RNA from Solea solea (common sole), 3354 nucleotides. RefSeq names its product osteoclast stimulatory transmembrane protein (gene ocstamp). The coding region runs from base 1 to 1401 and encodes 466 amino acids. Lineage: Eukaryota; Metazoa; Chordata; Actinopteri; Pleuronectiformes; Soleidae. The record is from RefSeq and is a predicted model, not a curated record. Gene Ontology annotation, cellular component: membrane. The transcript has 3 exons.
AUGAAGUUCAUCACAGACACAGUUUUAAGCAGGAGCAGAACAGGAUCUCGCAGACAGAUUCUAAAAUCUGUGCUGCUUUAUCUCUGGGACGUUUACUCUGCGCGUACACCUGCGGGCAGAGACGUCCUGACUCUGCUGUCCCUCUGUUUCACACUCGCCAUGAUUACUGGCGGCCUUCUUCAUCACUGGCUGUUCAGGACUCUGAGAUAUGACCAUGAGGCGUCCGUUCAGACGGCGUGCAUCUACAGCGUGGCUGUGUUUCUGCUCUCGUUCCUGUGUCACCCUCUGCGCUGUGUGCUGACCAUGAUUCUGCCCACUGUCUGCACCAAACAGGGCCGCAAACUCCUCAUCUCAGCCUCCGUCAUGAUCUUGGUGCUGAACGUCAUCCCUAAUAUCACGGUGAACGUUGGCGCCGUGGCCCACAUCCUGAAGUGCACCGCUGAGGGAUUUACAAAGACUCUGUUGAACUCAUCUGAACCCUUGAACAGGGCGAAGCAAGACCUGGUUGCAGAAACCAUCAAAGUGAAACGGGAAGACUUGAGCUUCGUCACUAAUUUGAGGAACUUGGACCAUUUCACUCACAUUGAUGUGUCAGAGGUUAAAGGCAGGUUUAAAAAGAUGAUUGGACAGAUGGAAGUCAACUUCUCCUAUGCCAGGAAUCUGCUCAAAGAGUGCAAACUGCUGUCGAACAGGAUCCUUGCUGCUAUUUUUGUUGCUCUGCUGAUCUUUGAAUCCUCGUGCUACUUGAAAUCUUAUCUGACGUCACUUCAGUUUGACAAUGGCCACUUCUCCAAAGAGCUGCUGAAAGAAAUGACUCCUGUCGGUGGCAAAAGACGGACUAAAAAUAAGAUCAGUGCCUCUUGCCGUAGAAUAACAACUCAGGAAUGUACCUCCUGCUUCAUAUCACUGGUCGUGGUGACGUUAUAUUACACUGCGAUCACGUUGAUAGUCGCUUUGGAUCAUAUUGUGUAUCAUAUAGUUCAUGUGAUUUUGCCUUUGUUGCUGGACUUUCCACCUACAUCUGCCAGCAUAAGUGUCAGUUAUAAGGUUCAGUGGUUCGCCCCCGCUCUCUGUCUCAUCCCACAAUACUGCGUCACACAAGAGUUGACAAACUUCCACAGGGACUACAAGUGGACCUUCAGCCCCGAGCCAUCGCUCUGCGACGUGACAACUUCAGCACCGAACCUGGGAGUCACUCUCCUGCUGGGCUGUCUCUGGCUGAUGAGCUACUCCCUGGUGUUCCUGGAGGUCUACGCCAGACGGCUGCGCAGGAAAAUCUCUGCAUCUUUUUUCAGAGAGCAGCAGGGGAGGAGAAUGGCCUACUUGAUGAAGAAAGUGCAGGCAAAGCAGAAUUUAAAGGAGCAGGAAGAGACAGUUUCUGUAGAGGUUGACAGUGGGUGAAGUUGUCACUGCAGUGUUUGACUUUCAAAUUUCAGUUUUUUUGGCCUUAGCAGCACAUUGCAGCACUACUCAGUAGAUCUUAUUCAAGAAUAAAAUAUUGAUUAUAAUAUAAUCAGGUUGUUGUAUUUUGAACCUGCAGAGAAUGAGACCUAUUGAUUUGUAUGUUUGUUUUUCCUGCCAUGCCAACAUAAGGUGGCCAGCAGAGAAAUGUCUCCACAGCUACUGAACAGACUUUUUUCAAAGUUGUGCACGGACUAUGGAUCCUUGUGACUUUGGUGAUCCCUGGAUUUGUCAGGCAGCACCACCCAAUGGUCACAGUCUUCACGUUGUGCAGUGAAAACUAUUUUAAAAUACAAUGAACUUAACUCUUGAUUCCUGAACCUACAUAUUUAUUGACUGGCGAUCUCCUUACUGCCUUUGCAUGUUCUCCCCGUAUGUGUGUGUGUGUGUGUGUGUGUGUUUUCCAGGUUCUCCGGUUUCCUCCCACAAUCCAAAAACAUGCAGAUUUGGGGAUUAGGAAAAUUUGACACUCUAAAUUCAUAAAGUGGCAGAAGAUGAGUGAGUGAUCUCCUGACCUUUACAUCACUGCUGAGUCGUGAGUUGCCAUAUUGGGGGAAAUGACCCCGACAAUAAUGGACUGUGGUUAAAUGUGGUGCACACAUUCACAUUCACAAGACAAAUUCAAAUUAAUUUGUGAUCAGUUCAUUUCAGUGCAGUCAUUGCUGUAGGAAACACUUAAUGCAACAUUUUAGUUGCAGUGAAUGUGUCCCUUAGAUUUUACCUGGUGAGUUGUAAAUAUUAUAUCUUUUUGUUUCUUAUUUAAUCACUGUUAUUGCAAUGCCCCUGUGAGAUUUAUGCAGGAAAUUGCAUUAUUAUCGAGUAGAGAUAACCUUUGGUAUUUCUAGAUAGAUAGAUAGAUAGAUAGAUAGAUAGAUAGAUAGAUAGAUAGAUAGAUAGAUAGAUAGGUUUUUUUACUCUGCAGCCCCACUAGAUGCCAGCAUUGGCCUAGAUAACUUUAAUUCCUCAGAUGCAUCUGUUUCAUGCACACAUCAUCAUUCAUCAUUAGCUAUUUUAGUGUAACUUGACAAAAAAGAAUCACAAAAGUCCUUUGAAUAUCAACAACCUCCUGCUUAAAAAUUCCCAACAGCCCUCAGGAGUUUAUUUUAAGACCUCAGUCUAGAGUAAUAAUAGAAUAACUCCUUAUCAUCUAUUUUUACUCCUGACUUCCUGCAUGUCUACACCAUGAUUGUCUCAAAAUUAAUUGAUUCAAAAAUGAAAUACGAACGAUAAAUAAUUCAUACACUUACCAGCCGCUAUAUCAGGUUGUUCCAAUGCUUACUAACACAAAUAUCUAAUCAGCCAGUGGUUCUGCCCACGUUCAAACCAAGCAUCAGAUUGGGGAAGAAAUGUGAUUUAAUUGACUUUGAAUGUGGCAUGGUAACCGUGUGUCUGACAGACUGCUGAACCAUCUCUAAAGAAAAUAUCCAGAAAAUGUAUUGUCGAUGCCAGAGGUCAGAGGAGAAUCACCAGACUGGUCAGACAUGAUAGAACCAUCUGUCUUUAUAAGCUUCUGUUAUAAAUUCUGUUACUUUCUACAUUUCACAUUCUGUAUUUUCUUUGUUUUGAUGAAAGGAAAAAUACAGCAGCAACAUCAGCAUUAAAGAUAUAAAAGGCAUAUAAAAACAUGAUUAAAAACAUUUAAAUAGAGAGUUAAAGGAAAGAGGGGAGAAACAGGAAAUUAAAAGAGACUAAAAGUUGCAGUUACAGCUGAGGCGCAGCAGUGAUGAUUUCAUUUUUAUUUAAACAUGUCCUGCGGUGCGUCCUGGGUUUGAUUUGUAUUUGAGUUUUUCCUCACUCGAUGUGAGUGUCUAAGGAUAUAAAGGUGUCACAUGCUGUAAAGCCAUUUGAGGCAAAUUGUGUUUGUGAUGUUGCGCUAUAUAAAUAAAAUUUGAC